CAAUAUAUAUAUAAAAUAAGACGGCGGUAUAUAUUCACGCCCAUUUUGUAAAGGUUGAAAACCGCAGUCCCUAGUUUGCAUUGAAAGCUCACCGGAGAAAUUCCAGCUACGUCCAAUCAAAGCAAAAGCCUCUUCGCUGUUCAGAGUCCUAGCUCGCCAUCUCUAAGGAAAGCUCAACAUGACAACAUCCAAUGGAAGACUUUUACGGUAACAGCAGCAACUCAAAGCCCCCUGGACUCAGGAGCAACCUAAACGGCAGCGCAUCGAUGGACAACCUGUCGCCUCUUGGAAGAGGCCGCUCCCAGCUACUACAACGAGAACAUCGACCUCGGAGAGUCGCAGCUCUUCAGGUACCUCCGCGCGGGGUCUCCGGACUCCUUCAAGUACGCGCCGCUCUCUCCGGUGGAGAACUUGGAUGUGGUGAGGUCGCCGACGGUCUACGCCACGCCAGUGAAGGUGGAGGAGGACGUACUGGUUAUGGAUGGGAUUCUGGUCACCUCAGCAAUUCCAGCUGGAAGGUUCGCGAGGUCCGUCACCGUUUCAGGAGGCCCCGCGACGUUGUCUUCUUCUCCGUCGUCUGGUGGGAAGAGUCUCUACAAGACCGACAUUUGCCGCUCCUGGGAGGAUUCUGGAAGCUGCCGCUACGGCAACAAAUGCCAGUUUGCACAUGGAAAGGAAGAGCUACGCCCAACUCGUUUCCCUGCCAAGAACAAAUCUGAGGCACAGACACACAAGCCAUACAGUAUCUUUGGAACAGGAACAUACGGGCCAAAGAAUCGCUUUGCGUGUCAGCUCAUGGCAGCAGCAUCCCAAACAGCCUCACCUACCAAAGCAGAAGGCACAAGCAAAAACUUGUCCACCACUUGUAUCACUGAAGGCGAUUGGUCUCCCCAAGAUGAUGGCAUUGAGGUUGUGCUGCCACAUUCUUCAACUGGAAAGCCUCCAUCAAGGAAAGACGUUAAUGCCUAUGUUGAGAGUGUUCUUUAUGGUCCUAGCAAGAAAAAGAGAUUGCCGGUGUUUGAUGAAAUUUGCUCCUGAUGGUUUCUCACAACAAUCUAUAUACUAUACAUAAAUACUUGCUCUUCUAAUAUUUGGGCCUCUUAGUUGGUGUGAUUAGAGGUAAUUGGGAUUAGAAUAAUCCUCCUACACUUGUGUGUCGCUUUGCUUUUCUGAUGACUCAUUUACUAUACUACCUCCAUACAAACAAUUACAAUAUUAUUACAUUUUGAUGCAGU
Messenger RNA from Corylus avellana, 1235 nucleotides. The record is from RefSeq and is a predicted model, not a curated record. NCBI's taxonomy places the organism in Eukaryota, Viridiplantae, Streptophyta, Magnoliopsida, Fagales, Betulaceae.